AUGAGGUUACCAUCUCGUUCCUCUGCGCCGAUCUUGCGCAUCGCGAACGGCACUUUCUACCGCCGUCAUCCGAACGUUCAAUCGACGCACCCUAACCCCCCGCUGUUCAGUGAAUUGAGCUUCGAACUGCCGUCGACGGCCCAAGGCCCCAAGAAGCACUGGUGCAUUGUCGGCCCGUCUCUAUCUGGCAAGACGACGCUGCUGCAGGUCAUCAGGGGCCAGCACCUCGCCAUCCCUCCUGCGUCGAGGUCGUACCCGUACCUCUCGAGCGAGGACGUUCCCCCGCGGCUGCGGACGGCGAGCAAGGCGAUACAGUAUGUUGGGUUUGACGGCGAGCAAGGGGCGGGGAUCGGCGGACCGACUACGAGCGCGUACCUUGCCGCCAGGUACGAAUCGAGGAGAGAAAAUACGGAUUACUCGCUACGGGACUUUUUGCUGGGGAACCUCGAGCAGAACACGCUUGAAAGGGAACUGAGACAAAAGGACGAGGGGGAGAUACCCAAGGAGCUGUUGGAGAGGGUCGUGAAGGACCUUCGACUGGACCAGCUGCUCGACCUGCCCGUCGCCUUCUUGAGCAACGGCCAGGGGAGGAGGGCGCGCAUCGCGAGGGCGCUGCUUACGACGCCCGAGGUGCUGCUCCUGGACGAGCCGUUCAUGGGUCUUGAUCCGCCUACUGUGGCGUCGUUGAGUCCCUUGCUACAGAGCUUGGCAGAGAAGCAGAGCCCUCGUCUGGUGCUCUCCGUCAGGCCGCAGGAUCCUUUGCCUGACUGGAUUACGCAUUUGAUUUACCUACGGAGCGACUGCCAGAUAGGCUCUAUGGGACCCAAAGAUAUCGUGUUGGAAGGGUUGAGGAAAUAUGUCAGAGGCGUGUGGAAGGGCGGUCUCGUGGAGGAUGAGAAGUUGCCGGUGCAUUCUCUAGUAGAGAUGGGCAAGACUCUGACAGCAAAGGGCAUCCAGGGCGACGGGCUUAUGGAAGCCUCGGAGAAGGAGAAGCAUGUUGCCGCUACGGCGACUACAGAUGAUGCUGCUGCUGCUGCUGCUGAAACGCCUGUUGGGGAGCCUCUUGUUGAGAUGGAUGGCUGUCAGGUCAGGUAUGGUAGCAAGAUUGCCCUCGGGAACUGGUCUCAAGAUACGCCUUCUGGAUCCAAGGAUGGGCUGAUUUGGACGGUACGCAGAGGACAGCGAUGGGGAGUCUUUGGCCCGAACGGUUCGGGCAAGACUACCAUCGUUUCUCUCCUCUGCUCCGAUCACCCUCAGACGUACUCUUUGCCGAUCAAGCUGUUUGGUAGAAGCAGACUGCCUGAGCCUGGCUCGGGCCAGAGGCCACUUACGUUCUGGGACAUCCAGUCACGGAUCGGUCACUCUAGUCCCGAGGUUCAUCAGCACAUGCCUCGUUCCCUGACAGUGCGGCAGGUUUUGGAGAAUGCGUGGGCAGAUACGUUCAAGGCGGUUCCCAAGCUCGACGAUGAGGCAAGGGGCAAGGUCGAGGCAUCUCUACGAUGGUUCGCGCCGGAGUUGAACCCGGAAUACCAAAACUCACCCAACAAGGGCGAUGAUCUGGCCUGGGCUGAUUUCCACCUCUUCGGCGGCCUCUCUUUCAGUGCUCAACGUAUCGCGUUGUUGCUGCGCGCCGCCAUCAAGAACCCCGACGUGGUCGUCCUCGACGAAGCGUUCAGCGGCAUGGACGACGCCGUUCGAGACAAGUGCAUGCUCUUCCUAGCCAAGGGCGAGGAGAAGACGUACAGCGGCGAGCGGAUUGUGGAUAGCGAGAUCGCCAAGGCGGGAAACGUGAGGGUCAAGGGCCUCACUGAUCAGCAAGCGCUGAUCUGCAUCAGUCACAUCAAGGAGGAGGUCCCGGAUUGCGUGCGAGAGUGGAUCUGCCUGCCCGAAGCGAACGAGGGUCUGCCGGCGAGGUUUGGACGGUUCGAUGGGCCGUUGAGGACAGACGACAAGCGUUGGAGGGAGCUCUGGGGAGUAUAA
Colletotrichum truncatum is the source of this 1980-nucleotide messenger RNA. Its product is annotated as ABC transporter. Gene Ontology annotation, cellular component: mitochondrion. Gene Ontology annotation, molecular function: ATP hydrolysis activity; ATP binding. Lineage: Eukaryota; Fungi; Ascomycota; Sordariomycetes; Glomerellales; Glomerellaceae. The record is from RefSeq and is a predicted model, not a curated record.